Messenger RNA from Miscanthus lutarioriparius, 1182 nucleotides. Lineage: Eukaryota; Viridiplantae; Streptophyta; Magnoliopsida; Poales; Poaceae. The record is from the annotation of a GenBank genome assembly.
AUGGCGAGACCGAGGCCUCGAAUCCGCGCCGUACCGCGAGGCCCGGUGCUCCUCUUCCUCCUCGUCCCGCUCAUCUACUCCGUGUCCAGGCUGCACCCCUGGGCGCCAGCGGAGAAGGGCGUGUGCCUGCCACCCCCAACCGCGCUGAAGCGGCCUGACCGUCUCGUGCUCGGCCCCGCCGCCGGACAAGGCCACCCCGACCGCCUCCAGUGCCAAGGACUUAGAGCUCUGAACAAGAUUGACCUAUCAAGUGAAGAGAACUAUUCUGGAGAACACAUUUCUUUUGUUACUGUAUUCACAACCUACAAUUCUGUCUCAGCUGGAGAUGGCAAAAUUCCAUCUGAUUCUGUAACUGUUGGAAACCAUUCUUAUAGCAAAAUAGAAAGAUCCAUGGCCAUUCUGAACACUUUCAUCAGUUUCAUAAGGGUAUCAAUGCCAAGAAGCAACGUGAUCAUAUUGACUGAUCCUGGUUCAAAAAUUUCAGUAAAUCAAGGGAGUGCUACACUAUUGCCUAUUGAAGGAAACUAUUCUCGAGGAAAUUUGAUGCUUCAAAGAAUAAAGACAUACAUUGCAUUUCUGGAGCAAAAGCUUGUGGAAUUUGAUAUAAUGGAGGGGUUGAAUCAUUUUGUUUUGACUGAUUCCGAUAUAGCAGUGGUUGAUGAUCUUGGACAUAUAUUCAAAAAAUAUCCCCAUUGCCAUCUGGCUCUUACUUUUCGUAAUAACAAAGGGCAACCUUUGAACUCUGGGUUUGUUGCGGUAAGAGGAACCAGGGAUGGCAUCACUAAAGCUGUGGAAUUCUUGAAACAAGUCCUUGAAGCUUACAGCUUAAGAUAUAUUAAGGCUUCCCAUAUGCUUGGUGACCAAUUAGCACUGGCAUGGGUUGUCAAGUCUCAUCGACCAUCGGCUUUUGGAAAAUUUUCUAAGCAUGAGGCAUUUACUGGUGAAGUUAAUGGAGCAUCUGUUCUCUUCUUGCCUUGUGCUGUUUAUAAUUGGACCCCGCCUGAGGGUGCUGGACAGUUUCAUGGUAUACCCUUGGAUGUUAAGUUGAUCCUACUAAAAGCUGUUGUGUGCUCCUCAACUAAUACAAAAGUUGCUGACCAUGAGAUGUCGUCGCAAGAAUUGAGAAUUCGGAUCAGCGUAAAAUGGAUGAGCAUCUUUAAGCAUGUAACAAGAAUAUGUUAA